AGGUAAUGUAAACAUUUCAGUUACACGUGAGAGAGGAAGCAGGCAUGUCAGCUCUUUGUCCACCACCGUCUCCUGCAGUUGCUAAAACAGAGAUCUCUUUGAAUGGCGAGUCACCUUUAUUAGCUGCCACUUUUGCUUACUGGGACAAUAUUCUUGGCCCCCGAGUGCGGCAUAUCUGGGCCCCAAAGACAGAACAGGUACUUCUCAGUGAUGGUGAGAUAACUUUCCUUGCUAACCACACCCUGAAUGGAGAAAUACUUCGGAAUGCAGAAAGCGGUGCAAUAGAUGUGAAGUUCUUUGUCUUGGCAGAAAAAAGGGUAAUCAUUGUGUCAUUAAUCUUUGAUGGAAACUGGAAUGGAGACAGAAGCACAUAUGGACUAUCAAUUAUACUUCCACAAAGUGAACUUGGCUUCUACCUGCCCCUUCACAGGGUGUGCGUGGAUAGGUUAACACAUAUUAUAAGGAAAGGAAGAAUAUGGAUGCAUAAGGAGAGGCAAGAACAUUUCCAGAAGAUUGUCUUGGAAGGCACGGAGAGAAUGGAGGAUCAGGGCCAGAGCAUCAUUCCAAUGCUGACAGGAGAAGUCAUUCCCGUAAUGGAACUCCUUUCAUCUAUGAAAUCACACAGUGUUCCGGAAGAAAUAGAUAUAAGUGACACAGUGCUAAACGAUGACGACAUUGGGGAUAGUUGCCAUGAAGGCUUUCUGCUCAAUGCAAUUAGUUCACACCUGCAGACCUGUGGUUGUUCUGUAGUUGUAGGAAGCAGCGCAGAAAAAGUGAAUAAGAUUGUGAGAACAUUGUGUCUGUUUCUUACGCCGUCAGAACGGAAGUGUUCUAGACUCUGUAGAAGUGAGUCGUCUUUCAAAUAUGAGUCAGGACUUUUUGUUCAAGGCUUACUCAAAGAUGCAACAGGAAGCUUUGUGUUGCCCUUCCGUCAAGUAAUGUAUGCCCCAUAUCCUACUACACAUAUAGAUGUAGAUAUCAAUACAGUGAAGCAGAUGCCCCCUUGUCAUGAACACAUCUAUAACCAACGACGAUAUAUGAGAUCCGAGCUGACAGCAUUUUGGAGAGCUAAUUCAGAUGAAGAAAUGUCUCAAGAUCAUAUUAUCCACACAGAUGAGAGUUUCACACCUGAUUUAAAUGUCUUUCAAGAUAUCCUGCAUCGAGAUACAUUAGUAAAAGCCUUCCUGGAUCAGAUCUUCCAUCUGAAGCCCGGCUUGUCUCUAAGGAGUACUUUCCUUGCACAAUUUCUGCUAGUCCUUCACAGAAAAGCCUUAACUUUAAUAAAAUACAUAGAAGAUGACACGCAAAAAGGAAAAAAACCUUUUAAGUCUCUUCGUAGCUUAAAGAUAGAUCUUGAUUUAACAGCAGAGGGCGAUCUUAACAUAAUAAUGGCUUUGGCUGAGAAGAUUAAACCAGGUCUACAUUCCUUUAUCUUUGGGAGGCCGUUCUACACUAGCGUACAAGAACGUGAUAUGCUCAUGACGUUUUAAAGUUCUCCACUGCUAAUGUGUAAUAUUGCAGUCUUGCACGGCACAAAAAGAAAUCCGUCAGUGUGACCACCACGCUUGUGACAAUCAUUGACCUGUUUGAGGAUGGAUCAUUAGGAGCACAGUAACACUACAGUCUCUCCGAAGCAGGAGGGGUCUUGUUAGAGGGAAUAUCAACUUAGGUAGACAAGCAUGAUUUUAAUGAAUCCGUCUCUUCUGUGUGCUUUUUUUAACAGUAAAAGUAAAUGUUACCAGAGGUUCCUUUGCCAUAUGAGCUUAGUAGAUAAAUUUGAACAUGUUUUGGUGUACAAUAAAGGGAAGCAUCUUAAUUUUCUUUCCC
This is a messenger RNA of Pygoscelis adeliae (Adelie penguin), 1827 nucleotides long. RefSeq names its product chromosome unknown open reading frame, human C9orf72 (gene C9orf72). The transcript has 10 exons. The record is from RefSeq and is a predicted model, not a curated record. Gene Ontology annotation, biological process: autophagy; endocytosis. Lineage: Eukaryota; Metazoa; Chordata; Aves; Sphenisciformes; Spheniscidae. Gene Ontology annotation, molecular function: guanyl-nucleotide exchange factor activity. Bases 45 to 1490 code for a protein of 481 amino acids. Gene Ontology annotation, cellular component: endosome; autophagosome.